Cordyceps militaris CM01 is the source of this 4791-nucleotide messenger RNA. RefSeq names its product peptidase family M28 family. Lineage: Eukaryota; Fungi; Ascomycota; Sordariomycetes; Hypocreales; Cordycipitaceae. Gene Ontology annotation, biological process: regulation of mRNA splicing, via spliceosome. Gene Ontology annotation, cellular component: nucleus. Gene Ontology annotation, molecular function: mRNA binding; zinc ion binding. Bases 1 to 4791 code for a protein of 1596 amino acids. The transcript has 7 exons. The record is from RefSeq and is a predicted model, not a curated record.
AUGUCGUGGAGAUCCCAAGGCAUCACAGGCUCGAACAACAUCCCUCUCGGGAGCCGGCGACGGUUUGGCGACGAUGGCGACGGUGACGGUGACGCGACGCCUGAUCGCGACCUGAAGCGUGGUCGUGACCCUGAACCCCAGAGCGCCGCACCCAGCGGUCCACGCCAGCGCAAGAAGCGCAACCGCUGGGGCGAUGCAUCGGAGAAUAAGGCUGCUGGCCUGAUCAAUCUGCCUACUGCGAUUACGGCUGCCAUGACGAGCGAACAGCUCGAAGCUUACACUCUUCACCUGCGCAUCGAAGAAAUUAGCCAGAAGCUGCGCAUCGACGAUGUUGUCCCUGCCGACGGCGACAGAUCUCCUUCGCCCGCACCCCAAUACGACAACCAUGGUCGCCGUGUCAAUACGCGCGAAUACCGUUACCGCAAGAAGCUCGAAGACGAACGCCACAAGCUGAUCGAAAAAGCGAUGAAGACGAUUCCUAACUACCAUCCACCACAGGAUUAUCGUAGACCUACCAAGACGCAGGAAAAGGUCUACGUCCCUGUUAACGACUAUCCAGAGAUUAACUUCACUCAUCAAGUUGGCUUACUUAUUGGCCCUCGUGGCAACACUCUGAAGAAGAUGGAGACUGAAUCGGGCGCCAAAAUUGCCAUUCGUGGCAAAGGUUCCGUCAAGGAAGGCAAAGGUCGAUCUGACGCUGCUCACUCUAGCAACCAGGAGGAGGACCUUCACUGCUUGGUCAUGGCCGACACCGAGGACAAGAUCAACAAGGCCAAGCAGCUGAUUCACAAUGUUAUUGAGACGGCUGCUUCCACGCCCGAGAACCAGAACGAACUGAAGCGUAACCAGCUUCGAGAGCUCGCUGCGCUGAACGGUACCCUCCGAGACGAUGAAAACCAGGCCUGCCAGAACUGUGGUAAGAUCGGUCAUCGUAAAUACGACUGCCCUGAGAAGCAAAACUUCACGGCCAGCAUAAUUUGCCGCGUCUGUGGUAAUGCAGGUCACAUGGCUCGCGAUUGUCCUGACAGACAGAGAGGUGCAAGUUGGCGCAACGACGGUGCCCGUCCUGCAACCGGUAGAGUCGGUGCAGGCGACGGUAUAGACCGCGAGUACGAACAACUCAUGCAAGAACUUGGUGGCGGCUCUGGCCCCCCUGCUCGCCUCGAAGCCGGUCCCGGUGGUGGUGAGGAGGGUGGCGACGCCAGGCCAUGGCAAAGAGCCGCACCAAGCGGCGGCCCUGCACCUUGGAGAUCACGCCGUGACGACAGGGAACCUGGUAACGGCCCUCCUUCAGGCCCCUCGGGCGGUCCUGCUCCCUGGGCCCGCGAUCGUGGUCGCGGACAGGACAACCAGGGCGACGGAUGGUACGAUGGCGGGCGUGGAGGUGCGGGCGGUGCUCCUCCGUGGCAGCAGCAGCAGCAGCAACCGGCAUAUGGCCAGCAAGACACUGGGUAUGGAGGCUAUGCUGGCUACGCCGGGUAUGGUGGCUACGGUGCGGCGCCUGGUAUGGGAGCACCUCCCGGGAUGCCGGACAACGGAUCUGGUCUUGAUGCGCCUCCCGGCCUUGCGGGUCUCAGUUCGUUGAUCCAACAGUACUCUGGCGGCGCUGCUCCUCCCCCUCCUCCUCCCGGCGAGGGACCACCUCCCCCUCCUGGACCGCCGACUGAUCAGCCGCCUCCUCCUCCGCCUCCGGCACCGAGGAAGCCGCUUCCUACCCCUGCUCCAGAUCCCACGGUAUCAAGCGACCCCUCCCCCCUCCCUUGCAACGUCAUGGUUAGCUUCAACCCGGUCGCGUUUCGGCCUUGGCCCGUCUUCUUCUGGACCACGGUGACGUACCUCGCCAUCUUCAUCCCCCUCCUCUACGUGCACGAGACGGUUCCCGCGGUUCCUAAGGAGAAAGCACUACCUGCUGGUGUCAACCUGGCGGACGCGUGGAUUGAUCUGCAGCGCAUCACCGGGCUGUACCACCCCUACAACAGCCACGCCAACGACGAUGUCCGCGAGUACAUCAUCCGGCGCGCCAAGCAGAUCCUGGACCAGAACAAGAUUCCCUACACCCUCGAAAAGUCGGGCGGCCGCGUGUGGAGCGCUGAUUCCCGCACCAUCGAUGAUGCGCGCGCCACGGCGGACAGAACGCCCGGCGUCACGCUGUUUGACGACAAUAUAUCCAAUGCGACGUUCAUCACCGAGAGCACGGUCAAGGGCCGUAGUGCGGGAACCCAUACGGGACAGUACUUUGAGGGCACCAAUUUCUACGCCUACAUCCACGGCAAAGAGGACCCCGAAGGCGAGUGGUGGAACUCCGAGGACGCCGCCGAGACGUUCCGAGGCAAGGGUGGUGUGCUUGUCAACUGCCACUACGAUUCUGUGGCAACGGCCUACGGCGCUACUGACGAUGGCAUGGCCUGCAUCACGCUCCUCCAGCUGCUGAGCCACUAUUCGACAGAGGGCAACCAGCCAAAGCACGGCAUCGUUUUGCUGUUCAACAAUGGCGAGGAGGAUGGCCUGCUCGGCGCCAUCGCCUUUGGUUACAGCCCGCUGCGCCAGUUUUGCCACACGUUUGUCAAUCUCGAGGGCGCCGGCGCCGGCGGUCGUGCGAUGCUGUUCCGCACCACGGAUUUGGAAGUUGCCAAGGCCUACGGCUCGAGUCCCCAUCCGUUUGGCUCCGUCAUUGCGGCGGACGCCUUUGAGGCGGGCGUCAUCCGGAGCGGUACCGACUAUCAGAUUUUCGCGGACCACUAUGGCCAGCGCGGCAUGGAUAUCGCCUUUUACGAGCCUCGCUCCCGCUACCACACCGAAGACGACGACGCUAGGCAUGCGUCGCCGAGCAGUAUAUGGCACAUGCUCUCUGCUGCUCUCUCGUCGACAAAGUCGCUCUCGGACACUACGGGCACGUUGUUCCAUGGCGAUCGGGCCGAUGGAAGAAGUGACUUGGUUCAGAACGGAAGACCGACGCGUGGUGUUUGGUUUGACUUCUUCGGCAGUGCUUGGGCCACUCUUGCGCUUAGAGGCCUCUUUGCUUGGACCUUGACGCUUCUCAUUUCUACGCCCCUCAUUCUGUUCAUCGUCACUGUUCUUCUCAUCAAGCAGGACAAGUACUACUUCUUUGCCAGCAGCACCGAAGCUAACUCUGGAGUCAGCGACGGCCUUCUCUCUCUCAAUGGCUGGCGCGGCUUGUUCCGCUUCCCUUUUGCUCUGAUUGUCGCUUGCACACUCACCUUUGGCUCCAUCAGGUUGGUUGGUAAAGUCAACCCGCUGAUCAUCUACAGCAGCAGCUAUGCAGUCUGGGCCAUGUCCAUCUCGAUCUUCUACUCUUCGUUCUGGCUGAUUAUGCGGGGAUCCAGCUACGUCCGCCCCAGCGCCCUGCACCGCGGCUACUCGCUCAUGUGGCUCUUUGUGAUUACCUGGGCUUUCCAGAUUUUUGUUGCUGUCUGCGAGGACCGCCUCCACGUCGGCGCUUUCUACUUUGCCGCCUUUUUCCACACUGGCGUCUUCUUGGCCGUGCUGAUUUCGCUGCUUGAGCUCUUUGCCCUCCCCUCCAAGUCGGCCUUUGCUAGACAGGUUCAGGAAGCGGAUCCCCCGACCAACCACGUUGGGGGCAGUGACGCGGAGGAUGAGGAAGACAAUGACGCAGAAGAAGAGGCGACGGAAACCACCCCUCUUAUAAACAACGAAGAGGGCAACGUUGAAGCUGACGCGGCGGACCAGACGACUUUUGCAACAACUUAUAGAAGAAGAACUGAGCCGCCCGGUGAUGUCAACGUCAGCAAGCCGACGCCUGCCCUUACACCGUAUGCCAACGAGCAGUCUUGGUCUAGUCGCCUGCCAAGCUGGACUUGGUUCAUUCAGCUGCUCGUCCUCGCCCCGAUUCACCUGAUUAUUAUUGGUAACACGGCGCUUGUGCAGACCUCUGCCAUGGCUCAGACGAGUGUUGAUGGCAGCGAUAAGCUCCUGCCUCUGCUGGCGGUCGGCUCUCUCACCGUCCUCCUGUUCCUCCCGCUGACUCCCUUUAUCCACCGUGUCAACCACCCGCUGCCGACGUUCUUGUUCCUGGCCUUUAUCGGCACGCUCAUCUACAACCUUUCUGCUUUCCCAUUCUCCUCGAACUACCGGUUCAAGUACUUUUUCCAGCAGAUCAUCGAUGUGGAUCUCAACACGAACGAAGUUUCCGUUUACGGCAUUCCAGAGUACACGCGCGGCAUCAUUGAAGCGCUCCCCGGAUCUGCUGGCAAGAGCAUUGACUGCAAAUCUACCGAGUCUCGCGUGGGAGUCUGCGUUUACGACGGAAGCGCGCAGGCUCCUGACGUGGCACCCGGUUUCGAGAUGAGGGACCUGGUCACCAUCAAGGCGUCCACGUCCUCUGACGGCAAAUCGAUCAAUCUACAGCUGGAUGCCAUUGACACUAGGACAUGCACCAUCAGCUUCUCCUCUCCCGUUACCAGCUUCGCCGUGGAGAAUGCUGCGCCGAUUGAGAAGCGGCCUUCAGGCGGCGUCACCGAUGUGCGCUUGUGGCGACGCAGAUGGGAGGGGCCGUGGAACGUUACUCUGCAACUUGGUGGCAGCCGCGGCUUCUCAAGCGACGCCAACGAUGCAGAGGAGACGUUGACUAGUGAGGAACUAAAACCCAGGGACGAUCCUUUCGAAAUCACGGCGAGCUGCAGCUGGAGCGACGUCAACGUGGCCUCCACGAUCCCUGCGUUUACGGAAUUCAAGCGAUAUGCGCCACGGUGGGCUGUAUUAUCCAAGUAUAGUGUCGGCUUGGUCGAUGUGAAGAAGUCUGUCAAGGUUUGA